AUGAAAAACAACAGGAAAGUCGGGAACGAAGAUUCCACGAAAUGGAUGUUAGAGAGUGUCGAGAUACAUCCAAAUGGUGAGCAUUCGGUGAAACAAUCUGAAAACAUAACCAAUGACAAUAAUCAGGAGAGUAGUGGUGGUGGUGGUGGGAUCUUGAAGAAUGUUUCAAAAAAUCUCGGUGUGGGAUCAAUCAGGUCGAUGAGCGUGUCAAAAUGGAGAAAGAGCGGUAAUCUCGGGUCCCCAAGCACGAGGAAGAGCGGAAACUUGGGAUCCCCGCUCCCCGUGGCCCUAGAAAAGAAAAUAGGGCCACAAAGAGUUAAGAGGACAACGUCUAGCGCGGCUAGGGGACUACAAAGUCUGCGGUUCCUUGAUCGGGCAGUCACAGGACGAGAACGUGAUUCGUGGAGAUCAAUCGAGAACCGGUUCAAUCAGUUCGCCGUUGAUGGAAAGCUUCCCAAGGAAAAAUUUGGCGUUUGCAUUGGAAUGGGAGAUACAUUGGAGUUUGCGGGAGAAGUAUACGAAGCAUUGGGUAGGAGAAGAAAAAUAAACACAGAAAAUGGGAUUGACAAGGAACAACUCAAGUUGUUUUGGGAAGACAUGAUUAAGAAAGAUCUUGACUGUCGACUCCAGAUUUUCUUCGACAUGUGUGACAAGGACGGAGACGGUAAGCUAACAGAAGAGGAGGUUAAAGAGGUCAUAGUCUUGAGUGCAUGUGCUAAUAGGCUAGCGAAUCUCAAGAAGAAUGCUGCCUCUUAUGCUUCUUUGAUCAUGGAAGAACUCGACCCCGAUCACCACGGUUACAUUGAGAUGUGGCAACUCGAGGUGCUAUUAACAGGGAUGGUCGCGAACCCUGACUCACAUAAAACGGCGAGGAAAUCGCAAACGCUAACGCGAGCCAUGAUCCCAGAACGUUACAGAACGCCGGCUAGCAAAUACGUUUCAGUAACCGCUGAGCUAAUGCACGAGCACUGGAAGAAGAUUUGGGUCGUCACAUUGUGGCUCGCAGUCAAUGCCUAUCUCUUCAUAUGGAAAUACAAAGAGUUCACCAUAAGCCCACUUUAUAACAUCGCCGGACGCUGCGUUUGUGUCGCCAAAGGAACCGCGGAAAUGCUUAAAUUCAACAUGGCUAUAAUCUUGGUCCCCGUUUUACGAAGAACCCUAACGUUCCUCAGAUCUACUUUCUUGAGCCACCUAAUCCCAUUCGACGACAAUAUCAACUUCCACAAGAUGAUAGCUGUGGCGAUAGCGGUUAUUUCCUUGCUCCACACGGCACUACAUAUGCUAUGCAACUACCCUAGGCUAGCCGCUUGCCCUUACGACGUGUUCUCCAAGUAUGCGGGAGAACUCUUCGGGCUCAAGCAACCGACCUAUUUAGGUCUAAUGCUGACCCCGGUUUCGGUCACAGGAGUUCUGAUGAUUUUUUUCAUGGGAAUUUCAUUCACACUUGCGAUGCAUCACUUCAGAAGGAACAUAGUGAAAUUUCCUAAGCCGUUUAACGUUCUUGCUGGUUUUAAUUCGUUUUGGUACGCUCAUCAUUUGCUAGUUAUUGCCUAUGCUCUUCUCAUCAUCCAUGGUUACAUUCUUAUCAUCAAGAAGCCUUGGUACCAAAAGACGACAUGGAUGUACGUGGCCGUACCAAUGGCGCUGUACGCGAGCGAAAGGUUGUUCUCACGAGUUCAAGAACACAACCAUCGUGUCCACAUUAUCAAGGCAAUUGUGUAUUCAGGCAAUGUUCUUGCUCUCUAUAUGACAAAACCUCAAGGGUUCAAGUACAAAAGUGGCAUGUACAUGUUUGUCAAGUGCCCUGAUAUCUCCAAAUUCGAAUGGCAUCCAUUCUCCGUCACUUCUGCGCCCGGAGAUGAAUAUUUGAGUGUUCACAUAAGAGCCUUAGGAGAUUGGACCAGUGAGCUUAGGAACAGAUUUGCAGAGACAUGUGAGCCUCCUCAAACUUCGAAACCUAGUCCAAAUAAUCUUAUUAGGAUGGAAACAAGAGCAAGAGGUGCAAAUCCUCUCAUUGAAGAAUCGCAAGUCUUAUUUCCAAGAAUUUUCAUCAAAGGACCGUAUGGUGCUCCAGCGCAAAACUAUGAGAAGUUUGAUAUCCUUUUGUUGGUCGGACUAGGUAUUGGUGCAACCCCAUUCAUAAGUAUACUAAAAGACAUGUUGAAUAAUCUCAAACCGGGUAUUCCAAAAACUGGGCAAAGGUAUGAAGGAAGUGUGGGAGGUGGGAGCUUUGGAGGAUCUACUGUAAAUGGAGGUAGGAAGUUUCCACAAAGAGCAUAUUUUUAUUGGGUGACAAGAGAGCAAGCUUCUUUCGAAUGGUUCAAAGGAGUUAUGGAUGAUAUCGCAGUGUAUGACAAAACCAAUGUGAUAGAAAUGCAUAACUACCUAACAAGUAUGUACGAAGCAGGAGAUGCAAGAUCUGCUCUAAUAGCUAUGGUCCAAAAACUUCAACAUGCCAAAAACGGUGUUGACAUUGUCUCCGAGAGCCGAAUACGAACCCAUUUCGCAAGACCCAAUUGGAGAAAGGUUUUUUCUGAAUUGUCAAGCAAGCAUGAAACUUCUCGCAUAGGUGUGUUCUACUGUGGAAGUCCAACGCUUGUCCGGCCACUAAAAUCACUUUGUCAGGAGUUCAGUCUCGAGUCGUCCACUCGCUUUACCUUCCACAAAGAGAAUUUCUGA
Messenger RNA from Eutrema salsugineum, 2679 nucleotides. Its product is annotated as putative respiratory burst oxidase homolog protein J. Bases 1 to 2679 code for a protein of 892 amino acids. The record is from RefSeq and is a predicted model, not a curated record. Gene Ontology annotation, cellular component: plasma membrane. Lineage: Eukaryota; Viridiplantae; Streptophyta; Magnoliopsida; Brassicales; Brassicaceae. Gene Ontology annotation, molecular function: NAD(P)H oxidase H2O2-forming activity; calcium ion binding; peroxidase activity. The transcript has 13 exons.